Molecule: messenger RNA, 2571 nt
Organism: Lingula anatina
Lineage: Eukaryota; Metazoa; Brachiopoda; Lingulata; Lingulida; Lingulidae
Product: OTU domain-containing protein 3-like
Biological process (GO): protein deubiquitination
Molecular function (GO): cysteine-type deubiquitinase activity; ubiquitin binding
Source: RefSeq, a predicted model, not a curated record
GUCUCUUCACUUAGCAAGUAAACUUCCGGUAUAUGUCACAACUCUCGGCAACUUCAAGUUGCGGUUUUAUUUGCUCAAAAGUUGUCGAAUUUAGGAUUAAGGCUACAGGUGGACCAAGAACUACAGGUAUAAAGUUGUGAAGUAGAUGUUUAUUGCUGAAGUAGAAGAACGCUUAAGGAAAACAUCCAGAAUUAUCUUGAGGAUAUUUUUUCUUUAAUGUGAGCUGAACCUAGAAGAGAUAGAUUGUACGUACUCUUUUAUAAGUUGACCAGAGAAAUCAUUAGUCAUACCCUUUUUUGUAUGAAGACACAUGACAUAGGUACUGUCAUUGCACAUGUCAGGAAGAUCAAAGGGCUCAGGUCAUCGUAAUUUAACCAAAGGUCAGAGACUCGACGCCAUGGCUCGCAAGAAGGACGAGCGUGCAGUCCGGCAAGCGCACCAAAGAACUAAGAAAAUGGAGUCUUACCUUGCGGACGAUGAUAAUUUUGGCAGUUUUAAGAACCAGCUUGGGAAACUUGGGUUGGAGUUGAGAGAUAUUCCGGGAGAUGGGAACUGUCUGUUUCGAGCUCUUGGGGACCAACUGGAAGGCCAUGCUCGCAACCACUACAAACACAGACUGGACACCACAGAGUAUAUGAUACAGAACAAGCAAGACUUUGAACCUUUUGUGGAAGACGAUGUUCCCUUUGAAAGACACAUUGCUCUACUGAAGAAGCAAGGCACAUACGCUGGAAAUGACGCUUUGGUAGCUUUUGCUCGACUACAUGGAGUGAAUGUGGUGAUACAUCAGCUGAGUUCCCCACUGUGGCAGAUACAUGGCACGGAGAAGACCAACGCCAGGCAGUUACACAUCUCCUAUCACAAUGGAGAUCACUACUCCAGCGUACGGAAGAUUGGGGACAAGUCAGAGUCACCCACUAGCAUUAAACUACAGAUUGGUGAUGAAAAACCUAAGUCCACAAAGUCUAAAAACCCCAAGAAACCAUAUGAAUACUCCUAUUAUAAUGGUGAUAACUACGAUGCUUACUGUGAUACUGAGGACUAUGGUUACGAGGAUGAGGUAGCGAGGAUUGUGAGGAGCGAGGAGGAUGUGCAGGAAAAUGUGAUGAAGAUGACAGGCUGUGCAAUCCACGGCACAGAGAAGACCAACGCCAGGCAGUUACACAUCUCCUAUCACAAUGGAGAUCACUACUCCAGCGUACGGAAGAUUGGGGACAAGUCAGAGUCACCCACUAGCAUUAAACUACAGAUUGGUGAUGAAGAACCAAAGUCCACAAAAUCUAAAAACCCCAAGAAACCAUAUGAAUACUCCUAUUAUAAUGGUGAUAACUACGAUGCUUACUGUGAUACUGAGGACUAUGGUUACGAUGAUGAGGUAGCGAGGAUUGUGAGGAGCGAGGAGGAUGUGCAGGAAAAUGUGAUGAAGAUGACAGGCUGUGCAGAUGUCUCUCUGGUCAGGGAAGUUCUAGAAGAAAAUAACUAUGAUGUGGAGUCAGCAGUUGAUCAUUUACUGAGUAUAAUGGUCACUCUGGAAGACAGGGGUGUUGAUCCAGGGUCAUCAGUUUCCAGUAGUUUUGCGGCAGCUUCCUCAGACUCUGUCAGUGUGGACAGUGGCAUAUGGUCCCACCACGGAACGGGGACGAGAAUUUUUGGGAAUCCAGGGGCCGAGAGUGGAGCUAAACCUAAGGGUCAGAAUCAUCAAAAGGGUGCUGCAAGACAACUAGGAAAACAGAAGAAACUUGAGAAGAAGAAAAGAGCCGAAGAACGUCAUAGGUUAAAAGUGUUAGGAGAAGUCCCAGAUAAUCAUAACCAUAAUCAUAAUGUACCUGACAGUGACAAUGACGAUACAGUUGUGAUAACGAGCAAUUUGGGGAUGCUUAAAGUAUACCCGGAUAAACAUUACAGAGGAAUGGAUGGGUGGGAUGUCUCUCUGGUCAGGGAAGUUCUAGAAGAAAAUAACUAUGAUGUGGAGUCAGCAGUUGAUCAUUUACUGAGUAUAAUGGUCACUCUGGAAGACAGGGGUGUUGAUCCAGGGUCAUCAGUUUCCAGUAGUUUUGCGGCAGCUUCCUCAGACUCUGUCAGUGUGGACAGUGGCAUAUGGUCCCACCACGGAACGGGGACGAGAAUUUUUGGGAAUCCAGGGGCCGAGAGUGGAGCUAAACCUAAGGGUCAGAAUCAUCAAAAGGGUGCUGCAAGACAACUAGGAAAACAGAAGAAACUUGAGAAGAAGAAAAGAGCCGAAGAACGUCAUAGGUUAAAAGUGUUAGGAGAAGUCCCAGAUAAUCAUAACCAUAAUCAUAAUGUACCUGACAGUGACAAUGACGAUACAGUUGUGAUAACGAGCAAUUUGGGGAUGCUUAAAGUAUAGUAGAUUAGAUGUGCAGAACAUAGUGAUACAAUUGUGUUGAAAUUCUGCAUUAAUUUUACAUUAAUGUUGCAGUAAGAGUCUAACUGAUAAUGUUAUUAGUGAUCAGAUCUUUUGAACGAAAGUUCAGGAGAUGGAUACAUUGUAACCCAGUGCUACUACAAUAUUGGGAUAUUGCAAAAGCAAUACAGUUACAGUAUCAAAGU